Molecule: messenger RNA, 921 nt
Organism: Dioscorea cayenensis subsp. rotundata (Guinea yam)
Lineage: Eukaryota; Viridiplantae; Streptophyta; Magnoliopsida; Dioscoreales; Dioscoreaceae
Exons: 3
Coding region: 125-538 (137 amino acids)
Source: RefSeq, a predicted model, not a curated record
CCAGAGUUUCAUAGCUUGAUCUUUAUAGUCGAUCCUCCAGAGCUCGCUCUUCGACGACCCGUUCAGAUCUCUCUUCGCGAGCAAAAAGGGGAGAAAGGCGAUAGAAAUUCUAUUUGGGCAUAACAUGGCGGAAUCAAAGCCUGGAUUAAGAAAGCCAGUUUUCACGAAGAUUGAUCAGCUUCGACCUGGGACAAAUGGACAUACGCUCACUGUGAAGGUUGUGGAAUCAAAGAUGGUUGUGCAGAAGGGGCGCCCUGAUGGACCGCACGUUCGCCAGAUGCGUAUUGCUGAAUGCUUGGUUGGAGAUGAGACUGGAACAAUCAUUUUUACAGCGAGGAAUGAGCAAGUGGAGCUACUGAAGACUGGAGCAACUGUAAUACUCCGCAAUGCAAAGAUAGACAUGUUUAAAGGAUCAAUGAGGCUUGCGGUUGAUAAAUGGGGUCGUGUUGAAGUCACAGACCCAGCUGAAUUUACAGUUAAAGAGGACAACAACCUUUCAUUGGUGGAAUAUGAACUUGUGAAUGUCGUGGAAGAUUGACCCAUAGAUCGUUGGUUGGCCGAGGCAAUGUAUUGGGUUAUGUUGUUUCUAAAAGGUUAUCAAGUGCUUUAUGUUCUAUCCCUCGCAGCUUUGAACCAUGAAGUUGUUGAAAUUCUCUCAUAUUCAGAUGGAAUAUGAGGCUGUUGGUACAAUGAUAUAAAACAGAGCAAGCAGGAGUAGAUAUCGAGCCCUGCAAUGCUGCAAUGCAACCAGUGGGAAGUGCUGGUCAGGCUUGAUCAUGCUAAUUAUUUUGGCAUGUAAUUAUUAUAUAUGUAAGAUCUUGCUCGAGUAUGUCUAAUAAUUGUUUUCUUGGUUGAUGAUUAUAGUCUUGUUUGAUUUUUAUCUGACAUCAUUAUGAGUUAAAGUUUGGAGCUAUAUGAUCA